CGCCCGGUCAGCUAGCUUCUAUGCUAGUUAGCUAGUUGUUGUAGUUAACCGCGUACGCUGGAGUCGGUUAACGUCAGCUAACUAGCCGAUAACUAACGCUUGCCUGGUGACUGUCAGCAUCGGCCAUGGACGACGAAAGCCACCCCAAAACCCUGUAUGUGGGAAACCUCUCCAGGGAUGUAACAGAAAUCUUGAUUCUGCAGCUCUUCACCCAGAUAGGGCCUUGCAAAAGCUGUAAAAUGAUCACAGAGCAUACAAGCAAUGACCCCUAUUGCUUUGUGGAGUUCUUUGAACACAGAGAUGCUGCGGCAGCCCUUGCAGCCAUGAACGGGAGGAAGAUAUUAGGAAAGGAGGUCAAAGUAAAUUGGGCCACCACUCCAAGUAGCCAGAAGAAAGACACAUCCAAUCACUUCCAUGUGUUUGUGGGUGAUUUGAGCCCUGAGAUUACCACUGAGGACGUCAAGGCUGCAUUUGCACCCUUUGGGAAAAUCUCGGAUGCCCGUGUUGUGAAGGACAUGACGACAGGCAAAUCAAAGGGGUAUGGAUUUGUGUCCUUCUACAACAAACUGGAUGCAGAAAAUGCCAUCAUAAACAUGGGGGGACAGUGGCUUGGAGGACGCCAAAUCAGGACCAACUGGGCGACACGCAAACCACCAGCUCCAAAGAGUGCCCAGGACAAUGGCUCAAAGCAUCUGAGGUUUGAUGACGUAGUGACACAGUCCAGUCCACAGAAUUGUACUGUAUACUGUGGAGGGAUCCAGUCGGGACUAUCAGAACACCUAAUGCGACAGACCUUCUCACCGUUUGGGCAAAUAAUGGAAGUCCGAGUUUUCCCAGAGAAAGGAUACUCCUUUAUCAGGUUUUCCUCCCAUGACAGUGCUGCCCAUGCCAUCGUCUCAGUAAAUGGCACAGUCAUUGAAGGGCACAUAGUGAAGUGCUUCUGGGGCAAAGAAUCGCCUGACAUGGCAAAAAAUCCACAGCAGGUUGAGUACAGUCAGUGGGGGCAGUGGAACCAACUCUAUGGGAAUCCACAGCAGCAGUAUGGGCAGUAUGUAACCAAUGGGUGGCAAGUUCCCUCCUACAGCAUGUAUGGUCAGACAUGGAACCAGCAAGGAUUUGGAGUAGAGCAGUCCCAGUCACCAGCCUGGAUGGGAAGCUUUGGAUCUCCGUCUGCCCAGGCUGCAGCCCCACCUGGUCCAGUCAUGUCCAACCUGGCCAACUUCAGCAUGGCUGGCUACCAAACGCAGUGAGCUGGCCCUAAACUAAGUGUAAUGCCAAGGGGAUUUUGUCAACCCUUUCAAACCACACAGCACUCUUUCAUCAGGACAGCUGCUGUGGUAUAAGAAGGGCAGGGGCCAUAUUCACAAAGCCUUUGUAGCUAAUAGUUGCUCUGAAACAACAAGUUUAACAAUAUGUUUUUUAGUGGCAUUGUCCUUUUCACUUAGAACUUUUAAAAAGUUUAUUUGAUGAUAAUUCAUAGUUGUGUUUUUGAAAAGUCCUCUUUGGCUUCUGAAGUAAAGCCAAACCAACUGUCAAAGUAGAUGUUAAAGGACAUGCCAGCCCUUAAACACGCCUUACCCAGUGUGUGACAGAGGGGAUUUGCAGCAUUAGGACAUCUGGACAGCUAUCCUAACAAACUAUUGGAUGCCUUUCCUCUCAUCACAAGCUGAGUAUGUUGACCAAUGGGCCAAACCAUCAAAAAGUCAGUGUAGUCCUUCAGAACUAAUUGUUAGCCUCUCAGAUUCAAAAUUUGAUCAACGUUACACAUAGAAACAUAACAGCUCAGUCAUUCUAGUGGAGCUAAAAGCAAUCAUGUUACUCCAGCAGUUCACUGGACAUGACAAGUAUUAAAAUCCUUAGAAACCUCAAACUUUUGUAACAUUGAUGUUAAAUUAUUAAACUAUAGCAAUAUCUGCUCUCAGUUUGCCAAUGUUUUGUUUUUUUAAUAUUUCACUAAAGACUUGUUUGUUGUCAUACUGGGGCAUUUUCUGACAUUUUAUACAACAGAAGACAAAACUGCACUCGUCUUUAUGCAUUAAUUAAGUUACUUUUUAAUCAUACAGGUCAGUUUUUACAAUGUUACACAGUGAUGACAGUGUUGGUCAAAUCUAGUGUGUAUGAUAAGUCAAUAUGGAUUUGUGCUACAAAAGGCACUCAACCACCAGAAUAAACCAACCUGCUGAAAGAUGGUUUGGGCCUAGCUUCAGCUCAUGACUAGAUAUUCAGUCCUAUUUUGAUAAUUUAAUGAAAAGUGCUUUGUGAAUAAAGGCCCCUGGAAUGGUAGUUUGCCUUUCCAGUAUAUGUGACGCAACUAUUUGUAAUAUCAACUGUGGCUUUAAAGGAGGUUUAAGCGGGACGUGGUAUCUCUUGGGUAAAUUUUGUGUACAAAGAAUAUUUCACCUACACAGCUCUAAAAGCAAAAAAAAAAUAGGUUUUUCAUGUUUUGUAUCAGAGUGAUCAGCAUGUUCUUUGCAGACUUUUGAUGGACUUUAGUUGAAACGUUAAUGUAGCCUAGACUGAACAGAUUUAUAAUCAUGUGUCUCAAAGGAAAGGCUACAGUAUCUGCUCACUAUAUAAAGAAAAUAUUGUAAAAACAGCUUAACCCCCAAACUUUGUAAAGGUAACUUACUCUGUGUGCUGAUUCUGGGGCUGGUUUCCUAGAAAAAUAUUGAAUCUUAAGUAUUUUCUUCCUUCCUCUUGAUAACCUCAGUUAAUUUAUAGUCAUUUCUUUCAAAUGUCUGUGACAGUUUUAGCAAAGGACCUUAGACUUAAUUUAGCACCAAAACCAGCCCCUAGUCAUAUUGCAUCAUCAUUUAUCAUUCAGAAUACUGUACUUAAGUCACCCACUUGUGCAAAGACACAUCGUCCAAUGUUUUAGGCUGACUAUAAAUCAGGAUUGUUUUAUUUUAUGUUUAUUCCAUUUAUAGUGGAAGGUUCCCCAAAUAUUGUGUUGAUUUGUCAGGGCAGAGGGCAUCUUUUCUGUCUCUUUGUGCAUUCUGAACCUUCUCAGUAUUUGCAGAAUAUUUCCAUAUAUUCCAGGUAAACUAUUUAAAAAGAUACUGACAAAUUGUGACAAGAGGAUUUCUUAAAGACAUCCUGCCAUUUGGAUUUUAUUUGCAUACGUGCCAUUCUGUACAGUGUAUUACAGUCCUUGUAAACUCACUCUCAUUCUCCUGGUGUACUAGCCAACAAACUUGAUAAUGUUUAGUUUGUUUAUUUGAGCUGGGGGGGGUUUCAUGUAACCAAACAGGGUCAUGUUGGCUGAGAGUGUAAAUAAAAACCUAUAUCACAAACCUUCAUGAAACUUAAGAAAUAGUGUACAUACUGUAGGUAGAAUGUUAUGAAAUGAAAUGCCAUCAUUAAAUUUCAGCAAUAUAAUUUAUGAAUAAGCCUUAAUUGAUGUGUCAGUAAAUUCAAACCUUGUGUUAUUUACAGAGGCUGCAUUACAAAUCUAAAUUCUUUUCCAUUGUUGAUUUUCCCAUUUUUAAGUUUGUGUGCCAUUUUCAGGAAGUAGCAGGAAGCAGGUGAUGUUUCAGCUUGAACUGCACACUUAUGACAUGUAAUAUAUUUGUUGCUCAAAAUAUUGAAUGUAAUGGCAAUUUGCUUUUAUGACAAUAAUACAUUUAAGUUGAACAACAGAAGUGAUGUUUAAUAAUAAAGGAUGAAAUGAACAGAAAAUUCACUUCAAAUAAAGAAACAUUUGAACCUG
This is a messenger RNA of Chelmon rostratus (copperband butterflyfish), 3709 nucleotides long. RefSeq names its product TIA1 cytotoxic granule-associated RNA binding protein-like 1 (gene tial1). Lineage: Eukaryota; Metazoa; Chordata; Actinopteri; Chaetodontiformes; Chaetodontidae. The record is from RefSeq and is a predicted model, not a curated record. The transcript is spliced from 12 exons. The coding region runs from base 126 to 1250 and encodes 374 amino acids. Gene Ontology annotation, molecular function: DNA binding; mRNA binding.